GCAGAAAUCCAGAGCCCCUCUCUCAAGUCACUGAAGCACUAUCACAGUAGAGACGCCCACAUCGCACAUGCACAUAAUUUGACUGAGUGCUUCUUUCCGGUGUCACCAGCAUGAGCCCAGCUGGAUGUAAACUGAUCCAGCACGAGUUUCAGAUGUGGUUACGUUUGCCCAGAAGCCCAAACCAACGAGACGAGAACAAAAAUGCUGCGCAAAGUACUCGGCAACAAGUUGGGAACACCGUUAAGCACUGAAGUCGCCUUGUCGCCCGGCAGCCCGGAUUAAUGAAAACACUGGUUCUGUUCACAUGGUUGAAGGGCCACGGUGAAAGCGUCCAAGUUAAACCACCCCUCCGCCCCAUCUCCGCUUUCUUGACGUCUGCAAAUCGGAGAGGACUAGUGGGCGUGAGCUUUACUAUGUGUCGGUGCUAGGGCGCAUGCGAACUGAGGCCCGAAUGGGGAAAGCCUCACACACAGAUCUAAGACAGCUGCUUUGAUUAAACCACUACACAGGAAGACGGCAAUACAAAGGGGGGCAGGAUAGGGAGGGUACCAUCCCCCCCCCCCCCCCCCAACCAGCAACUCUCCAAACAGAAGGCAAGCACGUGAAGACUGCAGAUCUGCCGAUAUUUUUCCAGCUCGCUGUGGAGCCCUUCUGUUGGUGAAUCUCACCAGUCAAAAGGGCACUCGAGGCUCUUGCGAUUGGCCCGUUCAAGCACACGCACACUGACCCCCGAGGUCUUUGCAAGGCAGCUGGUGUGAAGCUCCGAGAAGGGGGUGGAGGGAAGUUAGUGGGAGGCCACCGUGGGGCUCUUCCAGAAGGAGUCGGAACAGUCGCCGACAGGGAGAGGAGGAGGAGAUGGCCACCGGAGAGAUCACCACGCUUCCCUCCACGCAUGAAGACGGCAGCAGCGGCUUCCCACCAGGAACCUUCAAGGAGCCCAAAAGGUUGUACUGUAAAAAUGGGGGCUUCUUCUUGCGGAUCAAGUCAGACGGGGGAGUGGACGGAAUCCGAGAGAAGAACGAUCCCCACAUAACACUUCAGCUGCAGGCCACAUCCGUCGGCGAGGUGGUCAUCAAGGGUGUUUGCGCCAACCGCUACCUGGCCAUGAACAGAGACGGACGACUGUUUGGAGCGAGACGAGCGACUGAGGAAUGUUACUUUUUGGAGCGUCUGGAGAGCAACAACUACAACACGUACCGCUCCAGGAAGUACCCCACCAUGUACGUGGCGCUGAAGCGGACCGGCCAGUACAAAUCCGGAAGCAAAACCGGACCAGGUCAGAAGGCCAUCCUCUUCCUCCCAAUGUCUGCCAAAGGCUAACCUGGAAGGAGCCAGAUUCAUGUUCAUGUCUGAAAUUGUGAUGGCAGUGAACGUAUGUCGCCACUGUCCGAAAGAAGUAGCUGUGAUGUUAUUACGACUGUUCUGUCAUUUUAUUCCGAUGCACCUUUUGUCUUUCACCAACUGGGUGAUAAGAGAACCAGAUGGCUUGCUGAAGAGGACUUCGGAUCAUACCUUCAGAUUAUGUGACUUUCUUUCAGCUAAGGCUUUCAACAUAAGGUCUCUUGGAGAAAGAUGUUUAAAAAAGGAAGGGGGGGGGGGGGGGCAUUUCACACACUUUAAAGGAAACCUCGAGCACGUAUUCUACCUUUACAUGCAUCUUCCUGAGAUGUCUUAUAGCAUUUGCGCUGCACUGGAGCAGAACGAAACCAAUGCAAGUGAAGUGAAUGAGUUUCAGUUUAGUCUGACGACAGGCAGCUCACUGCGACGAGAGACGAUAUAGAUGCGGUCUGGUAACUUAGCCACAAGAGACUGUUUUUAAGCACGCUCGGUUAGAAGCUACAGACAGUCGCUUCUGGUACGAAGAGGUACAACUUCCUGUUCCCAACUCGGCAAAUUUGACCGUGGUAUGCUAGGUAAUGUUCAUGGAGGUAGUAGGUCAUGAGUAUCGGCGAUUGGAGAAGCUGAUGUUUAAUGUGUUUUUGUGUGUAUAAAAUGCCAGCCACAAUUUUAUUUGGAUUGUUUCCAAGUUUUGUGCCUCUGUAGCAGAACUUUAGAUUUCAAAGUGGG
Phyllopteryx taeniolatus (common seadragon) is the source of this 2067-nucleotide messenger RNA. It is a transcript of the gene fgf2, whose product is annotated as fibroblast growth factor 2. Lineage: Eukaryota; Metazoa; Chordata; Actinopteri; Syngnathiformes; Syngnathidae. The record is from RefSeq and is a predicted model, not a curated record. Gene Ontology annotation, biological process: fibroblast growth factor receptor signaling pathway; animal organ morphogenesis; cell differentiation. Gene Ontology annotation, molecular function: fibroblast growth factor receptor binding; growth factor activity. Gene Ontology annotation, cellular component: cytoplasm. The transcript is spliced from 3 exons. Bases 856 to 1320 code for a protein of 154 amino acids.